AUGUCCGUCAUGCUUGAGACUUCCCUUGGGGAGUUGGUGAUAGAUUUGGAGGUGGAGAAGUGUCCAAGGACUUGUGAAAACUUUCUCAAGCUCUGCAAACUCAAGUACUACACUCUGAAUGCUUUCUUCAACGUUUCCAAAGACUUCAUAGCCCAAACAGGAGACCCCACUGCCACAGGGACUGGAGGAUGUUCUUUCCUCUCUCAUCUUCAUACCCUUUCCAACUCUUCCACCCCUCCACCACCCCGUUACUUCCCUCCUGAGAUACUCAACUCUCUGAAACACAUUCACAAAGGUACGGUCUCAAUGGCUGUCGCUCCGACCGACCCACCAGGCUGCGGUAGUCAAUUCUUCAUCACCCUUGCCGAUUCUAUCGAAUAUCUCGAUGGUCGUCAUGCCGUUUUCGGACACGUUAUCGAAGGUUUCGACACUUUGGAUAAAAUAAAUGAAGCGUUCUUAGAUAAAGAUGGUAGACCACUGCAAGAUAUUCGUAUACGUCAUGUGGAAAUUUUGGAAGAUCCUUUCCCCGAUCCUAGCGAUAUGAUCACACCACCUCUUUCACCCCUUCGACCACCUGAUCUAGAUAUUGCUGGAGUGGCAAGAAUAGCAGAUACCGAAAACCCUUUUGAGGAUAAACCAGAGGAUGAGAAAGAAGAAUUGAGAAGAAAGACGGCGGCAGCUUCCAGUGCUUUGACUUUGGAAAUGAUUGGCGAUAUACCUUUUGCUACAGUUCGACCACCAGAGGAUAUCUUGUUCGUUUGUAAAUUGAAUCCUGUAACUCAGGAUGAGGAUUUGGAACUUAUCUUCUCGAGAUUCGGCAAGAUAUUGAGUUGUGAGGUGGUGAGAGAUAAGAAAACGGGUGAUAGUUUACAAUAUGCUUUCAUAGAAUUUGAUGAGAGAGAAUCGGCAGAACAGGCUUACUUCAAGAUGCAAAAUGUCUUAGUUGACGAUAGACGUAUCUGGGUAGACUUCUCACAAUCAGUGGCGAAAAUGAACGGAUCUUUCAUAUCUACCAACCCUCGUCGAGGUGGAAGAGGAGGUAGAGGAGGGGGACGUGGCGGACGAGGGGGUUAUGAUGCAUCGGACGUAAUGAGAGGGCAUGGACAAAGAGAUCAUGGGCACAGUGGGAGAUAUCGAGAAGACGUGGGAAGAGAUGCGGAUGGAUAUGGGAUGGUGUUUGAGACUCCUCGGGGGAGUGAAAGAAAACGAAGUGAGAGUUUCAGUCCUAAACGUGAGAGGCAAAAGGAUAAGUAUAGGGAGAGGAGUAGAAGUAGGGAGAGGGAGAGACACAAAGAUGAGUAUGGUAGGGAUCAUCGAGAUGAACAUCAUGAUCGAGAAAGAUAUCGAGAGAGAGAUCGGAAGAGAGACAGGAGUAGGGAUAGGGAUAGGGAUAGGAACAGAGACAGGAGGCGUGAUUAGGAACCAACAAUGAGCAUGGAUGGCAUGUUAUACGC
Molecule: messenger RNA, 1454 nt
Organism: Tremella mesenterica DSM 1558
Lineage: Eukaryota; Fungi; Basidiomycota; Tremellomycetes; Tremellales; Tremellaceae
Exons: 3
Coding region: 1-1419 (472 amino acids)
Biological process (GO): protein peptidyl-prolyl isomerization
Cellular component (GO): nucleus
Molecular function (GO): peptidyl-prolyl cis-trans isomerase activity; RNA binding
Source: RefSeq, a predicted model, not a curated record